Hordeum vulgare subsp. vulgare (domesticated barley) is the source of this 2444-nucleotide messenger RNA. Its product is annotated as sterol 3-beta-glucosyltransferase UGT80B1. The record is from RefSeq and is a predicted model, not a curated record. Gene Ontology annotation, biological process: carbohydrate metabolic process. Bases 308 to 2185 code for a protein of 625 amino acids. Lineage: Eukaryota; Viridiplantae; Streptophyta; Magnoliopsida; Poales; Poaceae. The transcript is spliced from 14 exons. Gene Ontology annotation, molecular function: hexosyltransferase activity; UDP-glycosyltransferase activity.
CGCACGGGGCUCCACCUCCCCUCGUCGUUCCCGCACCAAACGCCAGCGAGUCCACCUCCACCUCCACCUCCACCUCACCCUUCUCUCUCUGGAGCGAGCCGGCACGGCAGCCUCGUAGCUGCACGCCUGCACGUCCCUCUCCGCCCCUCACCUCGCGCCGCGCCCACACUCCCACGAGGGCCUCGAAGCUCUCGCCUUCCACGCGGCGCGGCCAAUGCGAACGCGGCGUCGCGGGCGCCAGUAGCACAGCAUCCCCCCCGGCCCGGUCGGGUCAACCCCGCCGUCGUCGUCCACGCGGGCGGGGGGUAUGGGGCGCAACAGCGAAACGUCGGUGGCCGGAGAGGGGAGCGGGAGCGGCGACCUUCGGAGGAGGAGAGGGGGCCGGGACGGGGCGGGCGCCUCGUCCUCGUCUUCCUCCUCCUUCGCCGAGGGGACGAGGGAGUUCGUGCUGAGCUCCAUGGACGAGAGGUUCUCCGGAUCGGUCGACGCCGAUGGGUUCCCCUCCUCGCGUCGUGAAGGAUUCGGGCAUAGUAAAUCCACAACUGCAACUUCUGGUCGUUUUAGAGGACAAGAUCAUGCUUUUGUAAGAUCAUACUCUGAUAGGUUGCUUAAAUGUGACCUCACGUUGGAUAUGCUAUCAGAAAAUGAUAAGAUGAAGAUAAUUGAGAAAUUGGUAAAGAUCCAGAAAGAUGGUACACUGGAGGUAGAUGUGAUCCGUAGUGCCCUUGUUGCCUCUGAACUCUCAGAGAUUGAUGCUUUUGGUUCUGUCCCGUGUGAUGUUGAAGAAGUUAAAUCUGGAUUCAGCAAGUCUGUCCCAAAGUUGAAGAUUGCUAUACUUGUCGUUGGAACACGAGGGGAUGUUCAGCCGUUUAUAGCAUUAGCUAAACGACUUCAGGAAUUUGGUCACCAUGUUAGAUUGGCAUCGCAUGUGAACUUCCGUACUUUUGUGAAAUCAGCUGGUGUUGACUUCUACCCAUUGGGUGGUGAUCCACGAAUUAUGGCCCAGUACAUGACAAAAAACAAAGGGUUUUUAAUGGCCGCUCCCACAGAGAUUUCUGUUCAAAGAAAGCAGGUCAAGGAAAUCAUUUUCUCUCUUCUACCUGCAUGCACAGAACCUGAUUUGGAUACUGGAAUACCUUUCAGAGCUCAGGCAAUAAUAGCAAAUCCUCCUGCCUUAGGACAUCUUCAUAUUGCCGAGGCACUUGGGGUACCUCUGCACAUCUUCUUUACUUUUCCAUGGACGCCAACUAAUGAGUUCCCUCAUCCAUUGGCUCGAACCCCUCAGAGUGCAACCUACAGGCUAUCCUACCUUAUUGUGGAUUUAAUUAUUUGGUGGGGCACAAGAGGAUUCAUAAAUGAUUUCAGAAAGAAGUUAAACUUGUCCCCUAUUGCUUACUUCAGCACGUACCAUGGAUCCAUAUCACACUUACCUACAGGAUACAUGUGGAGUCCUCACCUUAUGCCGAAGCCAAAUGAUUGGGGUUCUCUAGUGGAUGUCGUGGGAUAUUGCUUCUUAAAUCUUGGCACAAAGUAUCAACCGCCGCCAGAGCUCUCACAGUGGCUUGAACAAGGUUCCAAACCGAUAUACAUCGGUUUUGGUAGCAUGCCUCUUGAUGAUGAAAAAAAGGUCAGUACUAUCAUUUUGGAUGCACUAAGAGAAACAGGACAGAGAGGAAUCAUUAGCCGUGGUUGGGGAGAUCUUGGAAGUUUUUCAGAAGUUCCAGGUGACGUCUUCAUUUUGGAAGAUUGUCCCCAUGACUGGCUGUUUCCGCGUUGUACUGCAGUUGUACAUCAUGGUGGAGCAGGUACCACAGCUGCAGGCCUGAUAGCUGGGUGUCCAACCACCGUAGUGCCUUUUUUUGGCGACCAGUUCUUCUGGGGCGAGAUAGUUCAUGCGCGCGGUGUGGGUCCUGUACCUAUCCGUGUGACAGAGCUUACUACCGAAGCACUUUCAAAUGCUAUCAGAUUCAUGCUUGAUCCUGAGGUAAAAUCACGAUCAAUGGAACUGGCGAUAGCAAUAGGGAAUGAAGAUGGUGUCGCAGCCGCAGUAGACUCAUUUCACCGACACCUGCCUUCAGAACUCCCACUUACUCCACCACCCGCCCCUGUAGAAGAAGAGCGGCUAGACCUGCUUCAAUUGCUUGCUCGAUAUCUUGAGAAGUGUUGUCUCCCGUUCAAUUCUUAGUUGUCCAUAGGGUAGGUAUGGGUUCAAUUUAUUUAUUUAUUUCUGUGGUUAGGAAACAGAAAUUAGUGUCUUGUAAAAUUUGAGCGAGCGAAACAAACUCUAGUUCAUCAUCCAUGCCAGUCGUCCAAUCUCCCUUUUCCAGUGUGAAUAUUGAUAAUAAGGGCGUGUUGUAGCUUUGGCGAUUUUUUUGGUGUAUUACAAAUAAGCAGCUUUCCUGUACAUGGAAUUUUGGAUCUUAAAGAAUUGUUGGACACAUUCA